Messenger RNA from Helobdella robusta, 645 nucleotides. RefSeq lists its product as hypothetical. NCBI's taxonomy places the organism in Eukaryota, Metazoa, Annelida, Clitellata, Rhynchobdellida, Glossiphoniidae. The record is from RefSeq and is a predicted model, not a curated record. The transcript has 4 exons. The coding region runs from base 1 to 645 and encodes 214 amino acids.
AUGGCGGAGAGAAGUUUCUCAGUAAGUGGACCAGUCGUUUGGAAUAGUCUACCAACACUACACAAAUUAAAGAAGAAAAGGUCUGCAAAAUAUUUAAACGCUGGACGGUCAAGAAUACUUCGUUCGGCAAAAGAAACAAAUCCAGAUAAAACAAAAUCAGCGGAAAGUCGUUUUAUUUCCACAUUGCAGCCUCCUAGAACCUAUCCAACUGUUUUACCACCGGUUGAGAUUCCUUCUUAUUUCAAUGUUUUAUCAUCAAGAAAUGAUUUCAGUUUUUCCAUAUUUUCGGACCAGCCUGAAGAAGACAAAGAAUUUGCCAAACAAGAAGAGAAAAGAUUAAAAAGGAAACUAAGCAAGAAUCAAAAACAAGAAAAACCUAAUAAAAAGAGAAACAUAGCCAAUUAUGAAGAUGAUGAUGAUAAUUCAACAUCAACAGAUGACAUAAGCGAUAAGUCUGAUGAGGAAGUAGGGUGUCAGCAAAUACCUUCAGAAUCAAAUUGCAGGAAGCUUUUUCUCAUAACUCUUGGAGUUUCAGAUCCUACUGCUGUACAAGUCACACCUCCAGGAGCUUAUCACAGGGCUCGCUGUAUGACCAAGGGAAUUUAUUGUUUGAAGAUUUUUUGCUUUCGUGAGCUACUGAAGUAA